AUGUCACCAAAGAAGUGGGACGUGGGCAAGAGUUUGGACGACAAAGACGAAGAAGAAAGUAUCAUGGCAGAGCUCCAGACCAACGUGGAUGGGGCUACCACCAAGCUGGAAGAGAGCAUGCGCGCUGUCAUCGACUCGGGUGUCGCCGCGCAGCGCAUCGAGGAAGCGCUGGAGUGGUUAAGGAACACUGCGCCCGGGCGGUCGGCAGACGAAUAUCGGACCCAGAUGACACAGCGGGAGACACAAAGGCAAACACAGACUCAGGCGGCGAGCCAGCGGGCACAGAACGAGGGUGACGACGAGGAGAUGGACGACAGACCUACGCCCGGUCCUACACCCCUUGACGGCUCUCGCGUAGCUCUCACAGGCGCAAGUGAGCUGUUUGCGGAUCGUAUGCAGCGCGACAAGGAUGCAUACACGUCACUCUCCUACACAGCGCGCUAUGCACGCAACAACGAUUACCGCGAGUUCAAGCGCACGGUACACGAUGCCAAGUAUGGCGACGAGGGUCCCACACUUGGUCAUGAAGACACAUGGUUCAAUGAGUCCGGGUCCCCAGCGCCUGGCAUUACGGACACACGCCGAGGCGACCUCGACGACGACGAUGACAUCGUAGUAGACAAAGCGACCAUCAGCACGAGGUGCCCCAUCACAUACCAGCAGUUCAAGGACCCCUACACAAGCACAAAGUGUCCUCAUACCUUCGAGAAGAAUGCCGUUCUCGAUAUGAUUCGAUCGGGCGGUCACAGGGUGGACGGUCAGAGAGCCAUUGAGUGCCCAGUAAAUGGUUGCUCACAGUUGCUGACCAAAGACGACGUGCGCAAGGACACCAUUAUCGCUCGCAGAAUCAAGCGCAUGCUAGCAGCUGAACUUGAAGGUGACGACUCCGACGAAGAGGUGCAAGCAUCUCGUGAGGCUCAACAAGUCGAUGGGAGCGACGAUCUAUCUGGAUCGGCUUCGAGACUGCAGGUUCCGGGGACUCAACAGCCGCCAGAGUCAAGCAUUAUCGAGGACCUCGGAUCUCCGAGCGAUAGCGAGAUGUCGGUUUAG
Messenger RNA from Alternaria triticimaculans, 1050 nucleotides. RefSeq lists its product as uncharacterized. The record is from RefSeq and is a predicted model, not a curated record. Bases 1 to 1050 code for a protein of 349 amino acids. NCBI's taxonomy places the organism in Eukaryota, Fungi, Ascomycota, Dothideomycetes, Pleosporales, Pleosporaceae. The transcript has 3 exons. Gene Ontology annotation, molecular function: SUMO ligase activity; zinc ion binding. Gene Ontology annotation, cellular component: Smc5-Smc6 complex; nucleus. Gene Ontology annotation, biological process: protein sumoylation; double-strand break repair via homologous recombination.